Messenger RNA from Gongylonema pulchrum, 723 nucleotides. NCBI's taxonomy places the organism in Eukaryota, Metazoa, Nematoda, Chromadorea, Rhabditida, Gongylonematidae. The record is from the annotation of a GenBank genome assembly.
AUGAUGUCAUCAUUCACAUUGAAUUUGAUCCUCAGUGUAUUCCACGGAGUGGGUGGCUUUCUGUCAUGGAAUGGAUUGGCUAAUUUUGGAGUUUUUGAGAAUAGCAGCUACAAUAUCUGGGAAAUACCGAUUUUUCUUUUCAUCGGCGUUCUGGGAGGUAUCUUUGGCGCCCUGUUCAACUGGCUCAAUGUGAGACUUUCGAAAUUCCGAAGAAAGCAUGUACGAAGCAAAUGUCAGAAACUCGUCGAAUGUUUACUUGUUGCUGCUGUUUCCGCUUUCACCGGUUUCAUUACACUUUUCCUCGUAAACGAUUGCCAACCAGUUGGCAGGAAUCCAAAACUGACGGACGUAACAAAGCUUUGGUGCCGCAAGGGUGAAUACAGCGCCGUAGCGAAUCUUUUCUUCCAAAGUCCGGAAGAGAGUGUCAAAAGCCUCUUUCAUAGCCCAAUAAAUUCCUAUGCCAGCUCCACUCUGUUAAUAUUUGCUGUUGAGUACUACGUGCUAUCGCUGUGGACCUAUGGAUUAUCAGUUCCGAGUGGUAUUUUCAUUCCAACGUUACUCACCGGUGCUGCAUGGGGUCGAUUGGUGGGUACAAUCGUUGAAUAUAUGUUUCCAGAUGUGGUGAGCAUUUUUUUCCCUCACAUUUCCACUCAGAGUAUAAGAUUUUCGAAGUAUUUGAUUCAAAUAGAAUUUACCAGGGAAUUCACGGGAUCCAUGGGGUAA